Astrephomene gubernaculifera is the source of this 1385-nucleotide messenger RNA. The record is from the annotation of a GenBank genome assembly. Lineage: Eukaryota; Viridiplantae; Chlorophyta; Chlorophyceae; Chlamydomonadales; Astrephomenaceae.
UCAAUCUGAACAUCUAUUUAGUCUAGUAAUAUAUUGAAUAGCCCAAAAUGGUCAGCUUCGCAACACGCGAGGGUAGCCAAGUCCCUUUUAGCCAGGCAUCGGCUGGCUGCGGCGCGUCUUCUGGACUGAAGCCCGACAACUUUCGUUUCUGGUCAGCGCGAGCAGCGCCGCUGGGGAGUGGUGCACCGCUUGCGUCGCUGUCCCAAUCCAUCCUCUCUGGCCUCGGUCGCCCUGGCAAGGAAGGUGGCAGGGCUGAGCCAGCUACCGGCUAUGAAUUUCCGCUGGAGUAUUGCUACCUAAGGACAAAGCAGUGUCCCAGUUUGGCAGGACUGGGGGUGCGGAGCAAGCGCAUUGUUAUCAAAGACAUCAACGUCUACGCGCUGGGCAUCUACGUUGACGCGACGGCCGCUCGCUCCUCCCUGGCCGCCUUCAAGAAGCGGCCCGCGGAGGACUUGGAGCGGGACCAGGCCUUCUACGAUGCGGUGGUGUCCUCCCCCAACGUGGAGAAGACGCUGCGACUGGUGAUCAGCUCACGACUGGUGGAUAACAAGAAGUUCGUUGAGGCGCUUGAGGAGCAGCUGGUGCCGCGACUGAAGAAGGCGGGCGAGCCGGGCGCCAUUGACGCUUUCCGGAACCAGUUCGACCGCAUCAGUUUCUCAGAGGGCAUGGAGGUCGUGUUCAGCAGCACGGAUAACAAGAACCUGGCAGUCAAGGUGGCGGGGGAGCAGAAGGGCGUCAUCUGCUCCCCCGCGCUCUGCUCCUCCCUGUUCGACAUCUACCUGGGGUCAGACCCGGUGUCCAAGGACGCCAAGGCCACCUUCGGACGCAGCCUGGCGGCAGCACUCAAGGAGGACAAGUAGGCGACUUGGAGUGGGAUGUAGGUGGGAGGUAGGAGGUAGGGAGCAGGAGGCAGCAGAUAGGAGGUAGGAGGAAGCAGGGUGUUGGUACUCAGUAGCUAUGCUGUCUAGCUGGCGUUUGGAUGGCUUGAAGAAGUGUAUAUAGUUAGACGGUAACGCGCCAUGCAAUCAAGUGAGACCUUGCAUGCAGCUGCACGCCAAUGUGUGGGCUUACACGGUAAUCUGUGCUGUACUCAUGGUCCCUGAUGGUUGAGGGCGAAAAGUCUGGUAACCUUGCAAGAGCGGCUGUAGUGUUGCGUGGCUUUUGACAUGCCACAUGAUGAGGGGGAGUGCCGUACGUUCCGUUAUCCGUGCCGGAUGCGGCUGUCGAUUGGUCGUGAAGCCAAAGACCUGGACUGCUGUACCAGGCAACAUUGCUGGACCGGACUGACGUGGACUUGUCAAACUGCCGGAGAAAUUGUUGUUGACGUUGGUGCACCCUGAAAACGGAUACGUGUUCUGUUUGGGAUGUCAGUUGGAUGCCGAAGC